AUGAUAUUUUUUGUUUGGUCGCUUGUUUUAUCAGCUGUGCAGUACGCACGUCGUCAACGCCUAAUGUCUGUUUUGGCUGAAUAUUUCAUUACGAAUUGCUCUCGCACAACAGUAUUGAUAUGCCGUAGAAUUCCAUUUUUGUCAUGUUUCUCAAGAUAUACUAGUAGCACUGAACGGUUCGCCGGUGCCAUCGACAACGCACUGAGGAAGACAAACAGUGAACCAUGCCUUCCGGCAUCGCAUGUUUUAACACCGAUUUACCGCACGGAAGAAGUGGAAUUUGUUGUUGUGCCGAACGUAGCACAACUGGAUAUUAUCGAUUGGAAUGUGUUUAGUCCACCAACACUUGGUUCCAUUCCGCGCGUAUAUUUUGUUGCAUUUUUGGGUACCAUAACAGAAAGCUGUGAACAAAUAACCGAUGAAAUAAUAUGUACGGACACUGCUACCGCGACUUCCAGUGAAUUCUCCACAACCAGUGAUUAUGAUUUCUCGAGUGGAUUUAUGCCCGUUUUGUUCAUUUGA
This is a messenger RNA of Gongylonema pulchrum, 522 nucleotides long. The record is from the annotation of a GenBank genome assembly. Lineage: Eukaryota; Metazoa; Nematoda; Chromadorea; Rhabditida; Gongylonematidae.